AGCGGGAGCCGGAGCGGGAGCCGGAGCAGAAGCGGGAGCCGGAGCCGGAGCCGGAGCAGAAGUGAGAGCCCAAAGAGGAGCAGGAGCCCAUCAGAGGAAAGAGACGGCGAUGGGGACAAACACAGAAGGAGCGAGCCUGCAGACGGCCAGCUCAGCCCUGCAGGUGUAGGGCAGGUGAGCAGCCCCGCGGGCGUGGCGCAGGUGAGCAGCCCCGCGGGUGGGGGGCAGGCAGGCAGCCCCGGGGCGGCCAGCGGCAGCCAGGCCUCCAGUGACUCGGACAGCGACAGCAGCGAGGACAGCGACAGUGACAAGGGGGAGGGACGGAGGAUGAAGAGCAGCGUGGCCCACGUCAGGCGUGGCUCAGAUGACAACAGUAAGAAACGGCACAGGAGCUCCUCCUCAGAGCGCAGGGACAGAGACUACGGCCGUUCCCGAUCCCGGUCCCGGUCCAGAUCGCGUUCCCGGUCUCGAUCCCGGUCCCCUCGCAGUCAGGACAGGGAGCGCUCGGAGGAACGCGGCCGACGCUACGGACGGGGCUACCACGGGAGGAACAGGGACAGGUCCCGAGAGCGGCGCUCCAGCCGAGAGCGGGACUUUGACCGGGACCGUCUGCGGGACAGAGACCGGGAUAGGGAGAACUCAGACCGGCGCUCCAGCAGAGAGAGGGAUCGUGGGUACCGCCCGGGCCGGGACGGAGAGCAGGACUCCAGGAGGAGGGGCAGGUCGGCCUCCCCGGUCCAGCAAGACGAGGCCCCUGCCGAGGAGCCCCCCGUGAAGAAGAAGAAAGAGGAGCUGGACCCCAUUCUGACCCGGACGGGCGGAGCCUACAUCCCCCCGGCCAGGCUGCGUAUGAUGCAGGCGCAGAUCACAGAUAAGAGCAGUCUGGCUUUUCAGAGAAUGAGCUGGGAAGCGCUGAAGAAGUCUAUCAACGGUCUCAUUAACAAAGUCAACGUCUCCAACAUCGGCAACAUCAUCCACGAGCUCCUGCAAGAGAACAUCGUGAGGGGGAGGGGUCUCCUGGCCCGGUCGGUCCUGCAGGCUCAGAGUGCCUCCCCUAUCUUCACCCACGUCUACGCUGCCGUGGUGGCCAUCAUCAACUCCAAAUUCCCCCAGAUCGGAGAGCUCAUCCUCAAGAGGCUCGUCCUCAACUUCCGCAAGGGCUACCGGAGGAACGACAAGCAACAGUGUCUGACAGCGUCCAAGUUCGUGGCACAUCUCAUCAACCAGAACGUGGCCCACGAGGUGCUGUGCCUGGAGAUGCUGACCCUGCUGCUGGAGAGACCCACGGACGACAGCGUAGAGGUGGCCAUCAGCUUCCUGAAGGAGUGCGGCCUCAAGCUGACCGAGGUCUCCCCCCGGGGCAUCAACGCCAUUUUCGAGCGCCUGCGUAACAUUCUGCACGAGUCGGAGAUCGACAAGCGCGUGCAGUACAUGAUCGAGGUGAUGUUCGCCAUCCGGAAGGACGGCUUCAAGGACCAUCCCAUCAUCCCCGAGGGCCUGGACCUGGUGGAGGAGGAGGACCAGUUCACCCACAUGCUGCCCCUGGAGGACGACUACAACCAGGAGGAUGUUCUCAAUGUCUUCAAGAUGGAUCCAGACUUCCUCGACAAUGAAGAGAAGUACAAGGCAAUUAAAAAGGAAAUUCUCGACGAGGGCAGCAGUGACUCCGGCUCAGGGGAUGAGGCUGACGGCAGUGAUGAAGACGAAGAGGAUGAGGAAGAGGAGGAAGGCGGAGAUGAACAAGAGAAAGUCACUAUUUUCGACAAGACCGAAGUGAACCUGGUGGCGUUUCGCCGGACCAUCUACCUGGCCAUCCAGUCCAGCUUAGACUUUGAAGAAUGUGCCCACAAGCUGAUAAAGAUGGACUUCCCCGAGAGCCAGACGAAAGAGCUGUGCAACAUGAUUCUGGACUGCUGCGCGCAGCAGAGGACCUAUGAGAAGUUCUUCGGGCUCCUGGCUGGGCGUUUCUGCCUGCUGAAGAAGGACUACAUGGAGAGCUUCGAGGCGAUAUUCCAGGAGCAGUAUGAGACCAUUCACCGCCUCGAAACCAACAAAUUACGCAACGUGGCCAGAAUGUUUGCUCAUCUCCUGUACACAGAUUCCAUUCCCUGGAGCGUGAUGGAGUGCAUAAAAAUGAGCGAAGACACCACGACAUCGUCCAGCCGGAUCUUCGUUAAGAUUCUGUUCCAGGAGCUCUGCGCCUACAUGGGCCUUCCCAAACUCAACGAGCGGCUGAAGGAUAUCACAUUGCAGUCGUUCUUCGAGGGACUCUUUCCACGAGACAACCCCAGGAACACGAGAUUUGCCAUCAACUUCUUCACUUCCAUCGGCCUGGGUGGUCUUACAGAUGAACUCCGUGAGCAUCUGAAGAACGCUCCCAAGAUGAUCAUGACGCAGAACCAGGAGGUGGAGUCGUCGGACUCUGACUCCUCCUCCUCCUCCUCGGAGUCGUCGUCCUCGGACGACAGCAGCAGCAGCAGUGACAGUGACAGCAGCUCUGACUCCUCCUCCAGCGGGUCUGAGGACUCGUCCAGCAGCAGCAGCUCAGAUUCGGACUCCGGCCGUAAGAAGAAACGGAGCAGGAAGAGGAGCAGGGAGAAAGCCUCCAACAGGAAGGCCUCCGGAGAGCAGGCCAGCAAGACCCGGGAGGACCGGCACCGAGAGGCCCCGCGGCGGGACCGGGACCGGGAUGAGGAGUCCCCCGCACGCGGCCGGGGCGACAGGGCCCACAAGGACCAGAACCGCCGGCAGGAAACGGACCACGACGACAACCCGGCCGAGUCGCGCAAGCACAGAGACGCGCUGAAGAAGAGCUCUCAGGUGGAGCAGGACAGAGACAGGCACCGCAGCCGGGACCGGGAGCCCCCGAACCGCGGCAGGGAGAGGUCCAAAUCCCGGGACCGAGAGCCCCCGACCCGCGGCAGGGAGAGGUCCAAAUCCCGGGACCGAGAGCCCCCGACCCGCGGCAGGGAGAGGUCCAAAUCCCGGGACCGGGAGCCCAUGAACCGCGGCAGGGAGAGGUCCAAAUCCCGGGACCGGGAGCCCAUGAACCGUGGCAGAGAGAGGUCCAAAUCACGGGACCGAGAGCCCAUGAACCGCGGCAGGGAGAGGUCCAAAUCCCGGGACCGAGAGCCCCCAACCCGCGGCAGGGAGAGGUCCAAAUCACGGGACCGGGAGCCCCCGAACCGUGGCAGGGAGAGGUCCAAAUCCCGGGACCGGGAGCCCAUGAACCGCGGCAGGGAGAGGUCCAAAUCCCGGGACCGAGAGCCCCCAACCCGCGGCAGGGAGAGGUCCAAAUCCCGGGACCGAGAGCCCAUGAACCGCGGCAGGGAGAGGUCCAAAUCCCGGGACCGGGAGCCCAUGAACCGCGGCAGGGAGCGGUCCAAAUCCCGGGACCGGGAGCCCAUGAACCGCGGCAGGGAGAGGUCCAAAUCCCGGGACCGGGAGCCCAUGAACCGCGGCAGGGAGAGGUCCAAAUCCCGGGACCGGGAGCGGAGCCGCAAGGACGCCGACAGCAGAGACUCGUACAGGAACGGGGUGGAGAGGCGAGCGGAGAGGGCCGACAAGGAGAACAGGCACGCCAACAGACACAGGGAGUCCCGCAGGAGCCAGGAGAGGAGGGACAGCUCUCCCCGGAGGCGCAGAUAGCUCGCACCUCCCACACCGGCCUCCUUUACACGGGCCUUCUCCAAACGAUAUAUUUUUUUGGUUAUUUUCUGUUUUCUGAAACUGAAGCGUUUAGCCAUUACCUGUGAGUGACGUGAUUUGGGAAACCCAGGUCCUGCAGCGUCUCUCAGGAGCAGAUGGGUCAUUUACAGUGGGAAAGUCUUGUCCUUUUUCUUUUUUUUUUUAACUUUUUUUCGGUAUAAAUGUGAAAGGCUGUUUGGGUUUCUGAGAUCUGUACUGUUGCUUAAGUAGGAAACGCUUGUGAUCUAUUUGUAACACAGUGUGUAUU
This is a messenger RNA of Megalops cyprinoides (Indo-Pacific tarpon), 3955 nucleotides long. It is a transcript of the gene cwc22, whose product is annotated as CWC22 spliceosome associated protein homolog. Lineage: Eukaryota; Metazoa; Chordata; Actinopteri; Elopiformes; Megalopidae. Gene Ontology annotation, biological process: mRNA splicing, via spliceosome. The record is from RefSeq and is a predicted model, not a curated record. Gene Ontology annotation, molecular function: RNA binding; protein binding. The transcript has 20 exons. Gene Ontology annotation, cellular component: catalytic step 2 spliceosome. The annotation marks the transcript as partial.